AUGCCCACUUUGAACCUCUUCACCAACAUUCCCGUCGACCCUGUUAUUGCUUCAGACAUUCUCAGGGAUGCCACCAAAGCCGUUGCAAAGAUCAUUGGAAAACCCGAAUCUUAUGUGAUGAUUUUGUUGAAUGGUGGAGUGCCUAUUGCAUUUGGUGGGACUGAAGAGCCGGCUGCCUAUGGAGAACUGGUAUCAAUUGGGGGUCUUGGUCCUGCUGUUAAUGGAAAAUUGAGUUCUACUAUUGCAGAAAUCAUUCAAACUAAGCUGUACAUUGAUAGCUCCAGAUUCUACAUCAAGUUUUAUGAUGUUGAGCGCUCAUUUUUUGGGUUCAAUGGCUCAACCUUCUGA
This is a messenger RNA of Lathyrus sativus (Indian pea), 348 nucleotides long. The record is from the annotation of a GenBank genome assembly. NCBI's taxonomy places the organism in Eukaryota, Viridiplantae, Streptophyta, Magnoliopsida, Fabales, Fabaceae.